Messenger RNA from Pelmatolapia mariae (spotted tilapia), 2175 nucleotides. Its product is annotated as neoverrucotoxin subunit alpha-like. The coding region runs from base 1 to 2175 and encodes 724 amino acids. Gene Ontology annotation, molecular function: protein binding. The record is from RefSeq and is a predicted model, not a curated record. The transcript is spliced from 3 exons. NCBI's taxonomy places the organism in Eukaryota, Metazoa, Chordata, Actinopteri, Cichliformes, Cichlidae.
AUGGCCUCUGAAAACAAGGUAGUGGCUGCCCUUGGCCGACCUUUCACCUUGGGGAUGGUAUAUGAUGCCCGUAAAGAUGAACUGAUCCCAGGUUUCACACUGUGGGAUGAACAAACUCUUAAGGAGAACACUGUAGUGACCUCUCAGCACAUGAGCACAUUUGAAAUUACUGCAAGCGACUCCACAGAUGAAAAAUCUUUCUUGCUGGAUGUUGAAGCUUCUCUGAAGAUCAGUAUCUUGGGUGGCCUGAUUGAAGCCGGAGGAUCUGCCAAAUAUUUGAAUAAUCAGAAGAAAUUCCACAAUCAGAGCAGAGUGACCCUUCAGUACAAUGCAACCACCAAUUUCAAACAGCUGAGGACCAACCUGGGAACCAAGAAGAUGCAACCAACUGAGGCUCUUGAGAAAGGCUUGGCAACACACGUAGUCACAGGGAUCCUUUAUGGGGCCAAUGCUUUCUUUGUGUUUGAUAGUGAGAAGUUAGACGCUAGCAAAGUUCAGGACAUCCAAGGAAGAAUGGAAGCAGUGAUCAAGAAGAUUCCUUUCGUGGACAUUGAGGGGAGUGCCAGUCUCAAACUGACUGAUGAAGAGAAAAAACUCACUGAAAUGUUCUCUUGCAAAUUCUAUGGUGAUUUCAUUCUGGAAAAAAACCCUGCAUCAUUCACAGACGCAGUCAAGACCUAUGCAGAGCUCCCAAAGCUGCUGGGAGAAGAGGGCAAGGAUGCUGUUCCCAUGAAGGUUUGGCUGAUGCCACUGGAAAAUUUAGAUUUUAGUCCUGCUCAGAAGACAGAGUUUCUUUCAAAGAUUCCUCAGGUGCGUGGGAUUAGUAUUGGGUUAAUGAGAAAAGCUGACAAUGUUCUAGAUGACUUAAACCAGUUUGUGAUGAGAUGCAAUGAUGCCCUGCAGGAAGAUGUAGUGAAACACAUUCUUCAAAUGCAUGACAUGAUGAGCAGUUUCCAAAAGCUGGUCAAAUAUUACAUAUCUGCACUCAAGCAUAUGAUGGCAGAAAAACUUCCCCUUAUCAGAGAAGAAAAAGAAGAUGAAAGGUCUCUGAUAAAAGUCUUUGAAGACAGAGAGAGCUCACCAUUCAGUCAUGACAAACUAAGCAAGUGGAUGGAAAACAAAGAGAGAGAAAUAACUGUCAUGAGAUCCUGUGUAGAGAUGUUGGAGGGAGCAAAGAUUGUGCCAGAUCAGUCUGAGCUGGAUCGAGAGGUCCUCACUCCAGGUGUGGAUCAUGCUCUGUGCUUCAUUUUCACCUCAGUGGAAAGUGCUGAUCCCUACCUUCACCAGUUAGCAGAAUAUGUGGAUCAGUUUAAGUUGGAUCAAGGGCUGCACAUUAAAGAAGUCAGUGUCUCUAAACAGUGGUACUGGUCAGAUAAAGUGUUGACCGAAAUGAGAGAAAAGGCCAGAGAUUUCCAUGAUAUAGUCAAACCUUUGAAGAAGAGCAGCAGAGUCUGUUUCCUCGUGGCAGCCAUUGCUAAUGAGAAGUAUCAAGGAGCAACUAUCUACCACUACAAGAGGGGCCUUCUGCUCUCUGAGAACUUCUCAAAGCCUGACAUCACUGAUGUGGAGAACGUAACUGACAGAACAGAUUUCAUCUGGUACGCCUGUGAUCUCAGCUUGGACCCAAACACAGCAAACUAUAGCCUCACUCUGUCUGAUGACCACAAGAAGGUGACAACGGGAGAAACUCAAAGUUACCCAGAUCUUCCUGAGAGAUUUGCUAAGGUUCCUCAGGUGCUGUGCAGGGAGGGGCUGACUGGCCAUCAUUACUGGGAGGUAGAAUGGAGUGACCGUUACAGUGACUGGCUUGGUCUUGGUGCUGCAUAUAAAAGAAUCAGCAGGAAGGGAGAGGAAGCUGUUGCUGCACUUGGAUUUAAUGCCUUUUCCUGGUACUUUGGUCACUGGGCUUUGCCAAACAAUGAAAGUGACUAUAGCACUGCUUUAACUACAUGGUAUGAUAAUAAGCGCAGCACUCCCUCUGCUGUGAGUGCUACUGGGUGGAACCGCGUUGGGGUGUAUCUAGACUGGCAGGCUGGCACUCUGUCUUUCUAUCAGGUGCUUUCAAACAAGCUGACUCACAUUCACACCUUCCGCAACAAAUUCACUGAGCCUGUAUACCCGGCUUUUUGGAUUAGAAAUCCUGACAACUAUAUGGCCUUGUGUCCAGUAGAUUAA